AUGGCGGUCAUUUUACCUUUCCCGAUCACAGUUAAAGCUAAAUUAAAACAUCUUUUUCUCGUAGAAUUUGACAACUUGUUCAAUCCUAAUCAUGAUGUUCGUCAAGACUUCUUCAUAAAAGAAGAGUACCAUUAUUUAAACGUGUCUAAAGUUGGAACAUUCGCAGUGUAUGACAACCUUGACUGCACUUUUGGAUGUCUCCGUAAUCCUUUCUGUUUGUCCAUCAACCUGGCAGCUUACAAAGGAGCAGAUGGAAAGUUGUGGUGUGUGUUGCUGUCUUCAGAAAAGUUCAGGAAGCACGAGGAGUAUAAAAGACACAAUAGUUGGCAUUAUUUCUUCGUUAAGGUGCACUAUGGAAAUAUUAAAGACUAAAGAAGACGCUGCGUAACACACACCACCUACAUGUACAUUUAGCAAAAGCUUAAAGAGACAGCCAUUGUGGGGACGCUAGAUACUGUUAAAAUCAAAAAACGUUUUUUCCACUGCAUGAGUUACGUAUACAAUUGUUAACAAAGACACAGUGACGAAAGAAAAAUAUUAUACGUGAAAAUCUAAUUUUAGAUGAAGGGUGCGAAAUAGCAAAGUGCAAAAAUGGUUAAUAUAAAAAAACAGUUGCACAUUUCAGAGAAUUUAAUUUGAUUAAUGAAUACUUCAAGUCAAUCAAUUCAGAUGUAACAAAUUUAACAUUGCCACACAUAAUAACUGCUCCAUGAUUUUAAUACGAAGGAAAAAUUAUACCAAGUUUUGCUUGAAAUUAUUAUGUGUAAUAAGCUGAUAAAGAUGACUUUGUUCUUACAGACUCUAUGUGUGCUUUCACCAUGCCUAAACGGAGGAACCUGCUUGCCAAAAUACAAAUAUCGCACGUCUAUCUGCCUUUGUAUUGAGGGAUUUGUGGGUGUAUUUUGCGAAAUAGGUAACUAAAACCCACAGGCCCCAGUUGUUUAAAAGGUGGAUAUGUCCGCUGAAUCAUCCAGUGGAUAACGAAAUUGUUUUCUAUAGAACUCAUAGUACAGUGCAUGCAUACUGAUUUAUCCAGUGAAGUACUGUUAUUCAUCGCUUGAACGACCGGGGCCUCAUGUAUAACUUCGUAUACAGAAACAAAAACAGUCAGUUGGAUAAAAAUUUAAGGACAAUUUAAUGGGGAAAAAGGCCAUAAUUGAAGUGGCGUAGAUAAUGUGGAGAGAUCUUGGGGUCCUUUGACCAACCCCCCUCCCCCACUCCCCCACCGCCCCCACCCGUUGUAAGACGCAUCCAUUUCACGGCUCUUUUCGCAGGGGUGUACGGUCAAAACUGAAAUAAAAUAAAUGAAAAUGGCAGUGAUUAAAAGAAAAAGCAAAUAAAAACGUAAAUAUUCCAAAACACAUUUAAAAAAGAGGAAAGCCCUGAGAAAAUGGUUCAGUUGAAUUCAAAAUUUCUCUUAAUAUACUUUACAUUUACAUCAACUCCAAUGUUAUAUUUGUCUUUCGAUUACCAAUGUGGAAAAGAAAGGCAGCAGGAGCAACUUUUUCAAGUUCGACUAGUUAUCGCAAAAUGGCCAAAAAGAUAACAUUUUUUAACAUAAAGACUUCUGCUCUUAAGCCAUCAUUGUGCUUAAUCGAAAAUAAAAUUUAAACACAAACAGCGGUGAUAAACAAUGCGAACUUUCGCAUUUUACGUAAACUUGACCACGUUUCGUAAUUUGCUAACGACUACGUUAAUCUUUCAAAAGUAAUCAAAAGUGACCGUUACCGAUUAUGACAAAACUUUUUAUACAAAAUAGACAGGAAGUCUGGAAACGAGAUUUACAAUAUUCUUGGGAUUUCGUAAAAUAGUUUUGUAUCAGUCUAUAACGGUCACGUUGAUCACUUUUGAAUGUAUGUUGACACAAGACAUGCGAACCGUCAAUUUUAUAUUAGAAUGGGAAAGUCCACAAAUUUUUAUCACCACUGUUCUCAUUUUAUUUUUUAUUGACACCAUUCUUACGGUUUCUCUUUGAUACUGUUUCUUCAGAGCUAUAAUUAUGAAAAAACAAAAUAGAUACUGAACAGGAAUUACAGGUCAGUUUAACAAUUUAUAGUCGCCAACCGAAUUAAAUGACUAUGACCUGGCCUGCAGCAAAUAGAGAAUCUUAGGCUAGCAGAAUCAAGCCAAAAAACGAAGAAAAAAAUGGACUAAUUUAAGAAAAAAGUACUUUAAUAAUUACUGGAAAAUCUAACUCAACUACAAAGUUCUUUCCUCUUUCUUUUCCAGCUGCAAAGUCAUGCAGAGACUUGUAUGAUCAUGGCAAGUAAGUAACAAAUAUAAACAUUUUGGAAUCCUGCUUUUAAUUCUGCUUCCCUGUUACUGCUUCACAAGCGUUGGGAGAGGGGGGGUUAAUUACUCCCUUCCACAAGCCAUGUAGAUGUGCCGCCCAAAGGAUAUAGCUUUUACUUCGUUUUGAUCUGAAAACUAGCUAGUUUAGACUUUGCCAUUUUGGUUUGGUAUUGGGUAUGGUUUUGAGGGAACUAGGGGAGUGUAUAUGACAGCAUUUGUCGUUUCAUUUCCAAUUAAAUACGAAAGAAUAAGAGUCAUGUGCGAAUUUUUUAGGGAUUUUAAGAAAUCGUUUUGUUGGCCUCCUAAAGUAAUGAUAGCAUAAUUUCUUCGAGUCCAGGUCUGAAAAAGGUUGUGCAAGAUGAAAUUUUGUGGUCUUAAAGUACUGCCCCUCAUUGCCUCUGCCUCUGGCUCACAUGUUAUUUAGCGAUGUUUUUUCUUCGUCUUCUUCUUUUACAAAUGGAUGGCAGGUGGAUGAAGAAUAAUAAUGUUACUACGCUUCUCUUCGAUUCAAAACCAACUUCCGUUCAUUGUCACUUUGGAGAUUUUGGAUGUGGAGAUGGAGCAUGGACGCCGGUCAUGAAGAUAGACGGCAACAAAGUAAGCCAACGUUGUCAGUGUACAAGCUUUUCAAGUUUGGCCUCAGUUGACAAAGACUGGCUUUUUUUCUCAACUGCAUUAAUUUAUUAAGACGCAAAAUAUCUGUCCCAUAAUAAGCCCACCCGAUUACAAUCCCAUAAAACACGUACGCCUCGGACGACUUUUGGGGAAUUUUAUGACAUGUUAACGGUCAUCAGCCAAGAAAGUUCUCCACCAAGCUGAACUGACAAGCUACCAAUAUAAUAGUUUCAAACAAAUUAUAUAUUAAUGGUCACUACUCUUUUUCUUUAAAAGCAAACUUUUCGCUACAGAUCCGCUCUCUGGAGCAACAAAGGAACCUUUAACCUCGACGGCGGAGAGACUGGGUUUGACAGCCAAGAGUCUAAAUUACCAUCUUACUGGAAAACAGCGUUCUCUAAUAUCUGCCUCGGUAUGAAAAUCGGCCACCAGAUCAAGUUUAUUGUCAUCAACCAACAGGCGAACUCCUUGUACUCUCUGAUCGCUGAUGGGCAAUACCGCAGCACCUCACUGGGUCGUGACACGUGGAAGUCGUUGAUUGGCUCUGAGGCCUCCUUGCAGUUCGGCUGUAACAAGGAAGGAUUCAAUGCCAUAUCUACUUUGGAACAAAGUUCCAGGGCAAUAAUGAACUUGACGAAUGUGAUUCCUGCGAUUCUAGAAUCGGGUUUGGUACUGAAGGAAAACCCAAUCAUUACAACACGUGUGGAAAUGUGGAACAUAACACAGGUGAUAAUGGUGAGAAAGACAUUAGAACCAUGGGUUAUAUUUUAG
Molecule: messenger RNA, 3678 nt
Organism: Porites evermanni
Lineage: Eukaryota; Metazoa; Cnidaria; Anthozoa; Scleractinia; Poritidae
Source: the annotation of a GenBank genome assembly